AUGGGAAUUGUGAAAGAGGAGUUUAAUGAUGAGAAUAAAACAGAAAUAAACAACAACACCUUAAUCUACUUAGAAGAACAGAUUGAAAUAUAUUCUUCGGAUGAAUUUGACAAUGCAUUAUUUUGGCCUGAGGAUAUUACUAUUGCUGAACUAUUUUUAGAUAAAUAUUUUCAUCAAGUUAGAAAAUUAUUCAAAUUGAAAUAUAAAGAGAUGGAUAUUGAAAAUAAACCGUUAAAUAAUGAAACUAUUGAUAAAGUACUUGUCGAACUUAUUUUGGUGUCUAAUGAGAUUAAUGGCUCUUUUCGUAAAUCAAAUUCAAAAUCAACAAGUGUUUCCCCAUAUUUUGGUUUUUAUAUUCAUAAUUGUUCUGACCCAAAAAUAAAGGAGAAAAUUAAAAUUCAAAAACUAUAA
Messenger RNA from Meloidogyne enterolobii, 411 nucleotides. The record is from the annotation of a GenBank genome assembly. Lineage: Eukaryota; Metazoa; Nematoda; Chromadorea; Rhabditida; Meloidogynidae.